Gongylonema pulchrum is the source of this 255-nucleotide messenger RNA. Lineage: Eukaryota; Metazoa; Nematoda; Chromadorea; Rhabditida; Gongylonematidae. The record is from the annotation of a GenBank genome assembly.
AAUUUGUUUUCCGUGUAUGAUAUCGUUUCGAGCCGAACGUAUGCACCACAGUUACCCGAUGUGCCGUAUGAGGUUGAUGACGAUGACGGUAUUGCCGUAAAAUUGGUUCGUUUGGUCAAAACUAGUGAAGCACUUGGUGCUACGAUAAAGUGUGAUGCGGAUGGAAGGGUGUUUAUUGCCCGAGUGAUUGCCGGAGGAGUUGCUGACCGGAGCGGUAACAUUCAGGUACGAGUGAACUUCUGUAGUUUUCAAUAA